Messenger RNA from Suillus plorans, 936 nucleotides. RefSeq lists its product as uncharacterized. The transcript is spliced from 8 exons. The coding region runs from base 1 to 936 and encodes 311 amino acids. The record is from RefSeq and is a predicted model, not a curated record. NCBI's taxonomy places the organism in Eukaryota, Fungi, Basidiomycota, Agaricomycetes, Boletales, Suillaceae.
AUGGCUACGAAAGAUAUAAACGUUCCAUUGCUAGGUCUGAGUUUCGUCCAAAUUUUCCCAAUAUUAGAUAGGGGAGCUCUUUUCCCAUCAAACGGCUUGAUGAAUGGGGGAUAUACAUUAUUACAUUUGGAAGGCAAAUUGGAGCCUGUAAUACCAUCAAUAUAUGAUUAUCACGUUAUGCGCCCGCCGCCCUUCCACUUGCAAGUUUCCUUAGUCUUGUCCCUUCUCACAAGCCUGUACAUUGGAACAUACCUCUCGUGUGCCAUAAUUGAGGACCGCCGGGAUUCAGAUCUAUAUUUCGGGGGGCGCUAUUUGCACCGUGCGGUCAUUCGUCCGGUAUCGAUUCAGGCUGAGAACACACAAUUUUAUACAUAUGUUUCCUCCACACAUCAAUAUCUACGGCUCGACGAAUUUGGUGAUGGCUUUUUGCCAAGACUGAGCACGACCCGCCGUGAGCAUCACUUGGGAGGUGAAAAACAAUAUAUGUUGCAUCUUGUUCAACCUGCCGCAGCAACUUAUCAUGUCGCCAUUUCAAACCCUAACCCGUCCUCGGACGGCACCCCUGUUCAACAUAUUGGGUCGGCUCGGUGGUUUUUCUGCGUUUCACAGGGUGCGCUGUUUGCGACCACUUACCUGCGGGACAAGACGUCAGCUGAAUAUCCAAAGGCUAAAGAACCCGCGGUUGACCCCAAAGGUAAAUGUAAGGCAAACGCUCCUGGCGGCUCAGGAUUCCCAGCGAAGGGAAGUGGAACGCAACAGAACUUGGCGCUGGUGGACACUGAUUGCGUGAGCCUGAGGGCCAUAGUAAGCAUACACCAAACAUACACUGUGGACACAUUCAACUGCAGCCGCGCGAUCUUGGAAUCAAGUAUUGUUCUCAACAGUUGGAACAUCACAUUAAUAGGCUACUAUCACUUCAAAUAUUGUGGCAGGUAG